UCUCAGUGAGAGAGAAGGUGUUUCCCACAAACACACACACUAACACACACACACACACACACAUUCACACAGAGUCUUGCUGUCUGACGCUUCCUGGAUCCACAGUGUCGUGGAAACUUUGUGAAGUUUGGUGUUGGAGGGAGCAGGAGGGGGAGCUCCGGGAGUCCACAGCGGCGCUGCUGCUCUCUCACGGAUCAGUUGGGCUCUGAGCUCCGGGGAUGGCGGCCGUCAAGGCGCUGCAGCAGUGGUGCAAAGUCCGGUGUGAGGGCUACCGGGAUGUUAACAUCACCAACAUGACCACGUCUUUCAGAGACGGCCUGGCUUUCUGCGCGCUCAUCCACAAACACAGACCCGAUCUCAUAAAUUUUGAUUCACUGAAGAAGGAAGAUGUCUAUGAGAACAACAAACUGGCGUUCAAGGUUGCGGAGGAGGAGUUGGGAAUUCCAGCACUGCUGGAUGCAGAAGACAUGGUGGCUCUUAAAGUUCCUGACCGCCUCAGUAUCCUGACAUACGUCUCACAGUACUACAACUACUUCCAUGGACGUUCCCCGAUUGGUGGUAUGGGAGGUAUAAAGCGCCCAGCUGAUGGUCCCACAGAAGAGCCGUCUGGGAAGAAGAACCAGCCGGUGACGGCAAAAGUGUUUCCGUCUUCCACACCUGCCAGAGAGAACAGCCCUCCCCCCUCCUCCAACAUCACAAGGCCCUCUCCCUCCCCAAGACAAACCAGAAAUGCCACAAAGGAUGUUGUGGUUGAGAAACCUCAUCAAACAGGCACCCUGAGUAACAAAUGUGUGUCCUGCAACAAGCAUGUUCACCUGGUGCAGCGACAUCUAGUGGACGGGAAGCUUUAUCACAGGAACUGUGCAAGGUUACUGUCGCCUCCAAACACAUCCACACCUCUCAGAGAUUUACCCACAAACACCUCUGUUUCCAAAUUUACUCCUCUACAAGACUCCCCUAAAUCAAACACAACCACUACCACUCACACCACCUCCAGACCAAUAUGGCUGACAGAGAAACCCAGCGCCCCUCCCAGCUUCUCCACUACUUUCUCUACUCCGUCUCCUUCCCGGCCGGCUUCGAGUCUCUCCUCUGCUGCUAAAGACACUAAGACAACUGCUGUCUCCAAACCAACAGCUCCACAGACUACUUGUGAAUCUACCUUCACCACAACAACCGCAUCUAUCACCACCAGGCCCAUCGCUGCUCCUCGUACCUCCACCACGGCGGCAAAGACACUGCAGUCCAAGCUCAAGUUCUUCCAGUCAGAUAACACAGCUAACAAUGAUGACAAAAAGACUACAACCACCAAGAUUGACAUAAACAAAGGGACAAAUGUGACCGGUAAGGUGCAGGAGGCCACAGCAGGGCAGGCCGUCACUGUGGUUGUGAAUGUUGGUGAUUUUGGCAAAAAGGACACAAAUGUGAGCUUGAACACAGGUGGGGAGAAAGCUAAAGCAGCAGGUGGAGAUUCAAAGACGAAAGCAUCGGCAGUAGCCUUCCUCUCCAAAAAACUGGCAGAGGAGAACAAUAAUAACAACAGUAAGCCAUCGUGGGCAAAUGUAGUACUGAAGAAAACUGACAAACCUUCCGAUGUCGAGACUCCAAAAAGGGAGACGGAGGGAGUCAGAGGGAGAGUGAAGCUGAAAGCAGACCCAUCUCUCCUCGCUGACCUGCAGAUUCCGGCAGACAGGCGGACUCCGAGUCCGACUGGCAGGACUGGACUCAGAUCCAGAACUCCAGAAAGAGGCGUCCCAAAGCCCCGCAGCGCAUCACCGAGCACCUCAGCAUCAGAAAAUGAGUCACCUGCGGACUGGAGGUCGAAGCUCAAACCCGUUUCCAAACCGCCUGUUCCUUCACAGCCCUCUCAAAAACCCUGGGCUAAUGGAGCUGGAAAGACUCAGACUUCUGAGCCGUCUGUCGGGCCUUCUCCCUCCUCUCAUCUCUCCACACCGAGCAUUUCUGUCACUCCACCUGCAUCAAAGGGACUUGUGAAUGGUCAGGAAGACUCAACUGCUAAUACCAAGCCAGAGUCAAAGAUCACCAAGUCUAAGCCAGACUACAUCCACAAAGAUGCUAUCUUGAAGGAACUUAAGGAGAUUGACGACAGUUUGAAUGAGUGGGAGAAGAGGGGAGUGGAGCUGGAGGUGAGGCUCCGCAGCUGUGAGGAAGAGGGCGUAGAUGACUCUCUCAUGGAUGAGCUCAUGGUCGAGUGGUUCAACUUGAUCAGGAACAAGCAGGUGGCCAUGCGCCGGGAGUCUGAGCUGGUCUACAUUGGAAGAACUCAGGACUUGGAAGAAGAGCAGCCCAGUGUUGAGCAGGAGCUCAGGAGACUGAUGGAGAAACCAGAACAUCUGAAAACAGCAUGGGACCGCAAGAGAGAAGAGCAGCUGAUGGCCAAACUGAUGGAGAUCGUCAAUGACAGAAACGCUAUAGUAGAAGGUCUGGAUGAGGACAGACUCAGGGAGGAAGAGGAGGACGAGCAGCUAAACAAGAUGAUGAUGAAUUUCAACAUAAAGAAAGACAAACCAAAGAAAAAGUCUCCAAUGUCCAAACUGUUCGGCGGUUGGGGGAACAAGAAGGAGGGAUGAUGCUCUGCAAAACACAGCGCCUGCUACUCUCUUUGAUGUUUUUUUUUUUUUUUUUGUCGCUCUUGUUGUAGUCUUAACGUCAGUGUGCUCAGCCUGUGAUUCAUGGGAUAACACUGAUCGUCUGUGUGUGUGUGUUUGUGUGUGUGAUCUGUCAUUCUAAGCGCUUUUAGAAAAAUGCCCUUCCCUCUGUCGACUGCAUCACUCAAGAUCUGACAUUACUCCUGCCUGCUGGCGCACGCACGCACACACACACUCACACACACACACACACACACACACACACACACACACACACACACACACAGAGAAGGCUGAUGUUGCAGGGUUAAUGACUCACCAGCCGUGAUGUGAUUGGGUUCAGUGCUCCAGUUGUUAGUUUUAAUACCCUUCUAGUCUUAAUCUGUCUACUUAAUACUGUCAAACACACACACACACACACACACACACACACACACAUUUUUCCCUUACAUCUUCUUAUAUGUGCAACUUAUUGAAAUGUUGGUUGUAUACAGUAAUAUUACAGAUGCUAAUACGGGUUGAGGAACAGAGGUCAGAUGGAUGCUUCUCGCUCUCUGCUCAUGACUCAGUCUGUCUGUCUCUGUUGCCGUCGAUUACAUGUUGAACUGCAUUUAAUUUUGAAAGAUCUCUCUCUAUCUCUCUAUUUUUUCCCGGACAACAAGUUUUUACUCAUUUCCCUUUGAUAAGGACAGGCUUUUUUUUUUUUUUUUGAAGUUUUAAACCCUUUGUUUAUAGAAUUGCAUCUUCUAGACUAGUGGUUUCCAACCUCAGAUUCGUUUUUUUUUCUUGCGAAUAAUGUGUUCACGUAGCAGAGGUGGUAACAAGUAAUCAUUUUGCAAGUCAAAAAUAAGUGUAAAGUCUUUGCACUAAAAUCCCUAGAAUUUGAGUUCUACAAUUAUUCUACAAAAAACAGAGCAAUAAUAUAUUAAACGUAUAAAAGUCAUGAGGGCUUUUUGUAAAAAUGUGGGGUUUUUUUGUUAAAAAAAGUUUGUUGGAGGUUGUGUUUCGGUCUUUAAUUUUUAAACCACGUUUUGCACAUAGCAAGUCAGUUUUGUUAACAUCACAUAGUUUUUGUGCAUAAAUGAAAUUAUGUUUGGUAUCAUCUUUUCCAACUGACACUCAGUUCCAUAACGUUAUUUCUUCAUGGUUCUCUCCUUUAACUUGAUUAGAUGCUGCUGGAUUGGUUAAAACAAAGUGGAUGUCUGGCAUUAAGUGUCAACUUGCUGGGAAUAAGUAGUGUUACGUUAGUUAAUUCAGUAAAUGAAGGGAGAGGAAUUGAUUUGUGGCACACUUUUUACACAAUAUACUUUUGAAUCUUUGGGCAUUUAGGAAGGCAUCAGGUACUUUGAAGUCAAAAGGCACAAGUCCAACUGAAGAUACGAGUCAUUGGUGUCAAAUCCAAGUCCGGUUGCAAGUCUUUGAUUUCUCUAGUCGAAUCUAAAGUAAUCAAUUAUGUGACUCGAGUCAACAACUCUUAGCUUUGUCUAAUCUCUCUUUAUUUGAUCUUGUAUGAGCCUUUAGGCAGAGCCUUGUUUUAAGCAGUUAAAAGCAGAAAAAAAGUUGGAAUCCACUGUUCUAGAAAGGGAAUAUUCACGCACCAAUUUAUAGCUUUGGGUUUUUAAUCAGCUAACUCAGUUCUUCAAGAAUGAAGUGAAAAGCUCUGAAUUAUUAGUAAGUGCACCUUUGAUCUUAGAUUUUCUCUUCAGUUUAUGUUUUUAAUGAGUUAAAGCAUAUCUGAUGCUCAAACAUAGCUGCAAGGAAGUGGCUGGAUGUCAUGCUUUGUAUAAUUGUCCUCUCUAAUCAUGUUUUAUUGUACUUGAAUGUGCAGUUUAUAUUUUUACGGUUGACUCAAGGAAAAGGAUGAAUCGGGCUUGUGUCAUGUGAUUCAAAUAGACAGAUUAAUUACUCAAACUACAAGCAAGAGUUAACUGGAUGUGUGUGAAUCUUAGAAAUAUAAGAACUGGUCCAUAUUGGAUCUGGAUUUGUACAUUUUUUGUUUCUGGAUAAACUAUUCAGUUUGUGUGUGUGUUGUAAUCUAUUACUCUAGCGACACUGAAGUCAUUUUAUAAUCUCUGUGUUGUGACCAAAAUGCUUAAUUUUAACAACCGUGGUAGUACACAAAAUCCAACUUUGUAUAUAUGUUAAUGUUCUUCUCCUCUUUAUUCUCCUUUAACUCAGCUGUAUAUGUUGUACAAAGUUACAGCAGUCAGAUCAUUAAAUGGUGAAACUGGCUUGGAUUUUAAACAGAUUACUGUAAUAAAUGUACUAAAAUUUUAAUAAAAACUCAAAGUCA
Molecule: messenger RNA, 4902 nt
Organism: Plectropomus leopardus (leopard coralgrouper)
Lineage: Eukaryota; Metazoa; Chordata; Actinopteri; Perciformes; Serranidae
Gene: micall2b
Product: mical-like 2b
Molecular function (GO): protein binding
Source: RefSeq, a predicted model, not a curated record